Messenger RNA from Ficedula albicollis (Collared flycatcher), 414 nucleotides. RefSeq names its product cytochrome c oxidase assembly protein COX14. NCBI's taxonomy places the organism in Eukaryota, Metazoa, Chordata, Aves, Passeriformes, Muscicapidae. The transcript is spliced from 2 exons. Bases 18 to 260 code for a protein of 80 amino acids. Gene Ontology annotation, biological process: mitochondrial respiratory chain complex IV assembly. The record is from RefSeq and is a predicted model, not a curated record. Gene Ontology annotation, cellular component: mitochondrion.
AUGAGGAAGAAUUUUCCAUGGAGGGGGGCAGAGCACUGGAACAGAGUCAUGGGAGUCUCAUUUCCUGGAGACACCCCAAGCCCUCCUGGACUUGUGCAGCCAUGGUGUCCAAAAAGCAGCUGGCAGAUUUUGGCUACAAGGCGUUCUCGGGCUCCAUGAUGCUGCUGACGGUGUACGCCGGGUACCUGUGCAGCGUCCGCGUGCACAGGAUGCUGCAGCAGCGCCGCCAGCGGGAGAGCGCGCCCGGCCCCGAGAGCUGAGCUCGGCUGGGACUGGGGUGGAGAUGGGACUGGCCCCAAGAGCUGAGCCCGUCCUGGGACUGGCCCCAAGAGCUGGGACUGGUCCUGGGAGCUGGGACUGGUCCCAGGAGCUGAUCCCACACGGGACCAGCCCCAAAAGCUGAGCCCAGCCUCA